CUGAAUUAAGACUAAACUGGUUACACUGCAUAAGUAUGAGGUUGAACGGUGCAAGGAAAAAAUAUAUUCCCAAAAACAAGGACGCUGCGGAUUUCGCCGGAUUUUUACAGCACGGCUAUGGGAAUCCGACUCUUGCGGAGAACGAGUGCGGGAAGUGGCAGCACAAAAGAAAGUCGGAGCAACAGGCAACAGCCGUUCUCCCUCCUAAAAUGCUGAUUACAGAGGAACGCAUCACCCAGCAUUUCAGUGGCCUACAGAUCUCUGGAGAUCCGAAGAGUGCGACGGCUUCGGUGGUGGGAAGCACCAAUAACAACAGCGUAGCCGCCGUUACCGGUGGACUUGCCACGGAUGAUAUUCCGUCCACGAGCACAGGAAAAACACAUCACCCGAACCCCGCUUACCAAAUGGCGGCCAUGGAAUUGGAGCAGAAGCUGCGCAACGCGAAUCGCAUUGUGAUCUGUGACGGCCUCAAGCCGGGAACAGGGCCCGGAGCCACCGGACCGCCAGUCAUCCCACCGGAAUGGCUGAUUAAGACCAUACCACGUCCCUGCACCGCCUUGGUGCCCUGGCAGCCAUCGCCCCUGCAGUUGCCGCUGCCAGAGAUGGCCAAGAUUCCGACGGUGCCACAGAAUCAACAGCUGCCAGCGGCGGUAUCGAUGGUCAAUCCCAACCAGCAGGAGCUCGACGACUACGACGACGAUCUAGAGUUCUUUGAGAACAACAACACGUGCAGCGUGAACCUAAACAAGUCUGAUGAGCACAUGGACGAAGACCUGUAGCAGCAAUAGUCAUAAGCAACGUAAGUUAGCGCGUAAACCAUGUAGAUUUUUAUGUCCGUAUAUUAUAUCCGAAAGAGCAAGUUGAUAGCAUACAAUGGAAUACUCAAUGCUCUUUACCUUAUUUUGUAUUAAUAUUGAAAAUAGAUAGAUGUAUGUCAUCCAA
Molecule: messenger RNA, 942 nt
Organism: Drosophila serrata
Lineage: Eukaryota; Metazoa; Arthropoda; Insecta; Diptera; Drosophilidae
Gene: Mst85C
Product: Mst85C
Source: RefSeq, a predicted model, not a curated record